GGGGCGAAGCGGGAGGGUUUUAUUGAACUUGGACGAUGAGACGAUGUUUUUUAUUCGUUUAUUUUUUGCAUGAAAAAAUAAAUUUACCUUACGCGACAGCUCGUUCGAACUUUCUCAAGUGUUUAUCAGGCUGGUGUAAUCUUUCGCGAAUGAUAUCGCAAAAAAAAAACAUUACGAGAUUCUUGUCGUACAAACAACGUAGGUGCUGAAAAUAUAAUAUAUAUGAUUUUAUCAAAGCUCUUUACCGGCAUUUUAUCGUAAAACUACGUGAUGUUAUAUUCGUUUGCCGAAACGAUUAGUUAUAUUAUGAUCAUAAGUCAUCCUUAAGAAAAAUAUUGUCAAUCGAGAUCGUUUCUUUUUACAGCAAAAGUAUGUGCACCGCGGCACAAAAGAAGCCACGUCACACAAGUGAAUCAGGAAUGGGGACUUGUAAGAAUUUUGCACUUGGAAUUGCAAAAUUCAUCUUUAUUCAAAUACACUGGCUCAUAGAUUACGUAGUGGAGUUUGCUUUUGGCCUGUACUAUGGCAACAAAGCGCAAAAAGUUCCAUCAGUAAAAAAUAAAUUGUUGCUAGAAAGCACAGUUUCGUUAGCUAAGAAAAUCAGGGAAAAAAACAUAAGCUCUGAAGAAGUUGUAAAGGCUUUUAUUGAGAGAUGCAAGGAAGUUAAUGGAUUACUAAAUGCAGUUGUAGAAGAAAGAUAUAAGGAAGCUAUUAAAGAAGCUCAGGAAGUGGAUAAUAUGCUGAAAGAUGAACAAUUGGACAUUGAACAUUUGGAAAAAAGUAAGCCACUGCUUGGGGUCCCAUUUACUACCAAAGAAAGCAACGAAGUCAAAGACUUGCUUCAUUCAAUGGGUACAUUAAGUAGAAAAGGCCACCGUUCUAGUGAAGAUGCCACAGUGGUCAAGUAUGUAAAAGAAGCUGGUGCAAUUAUCAUUGGUAAAACAAACAUCCCUGAGCUGAAUCAGUGGAUCGAGUCACGAAAUUACAUUUAUGGUCAAACAAACAAUCCAUACAACACAACGAGAACAGUUGGUGGAAGCAGUGGAGGUGAUGCAGCGAUUGUGGCAGCAUGUGGAGUUCCAUUUGCAGUUGGCAGUGACAUAGGUGGAUCUAUUAGAAUACCAGCUGCCUGGAAUGGAGUUUUUGGAAUGAAGCCCAGUGAAGGCAUGACUUCUAUGAAGGGAAUAGGAUUAAGGAAGAAAGAUUACCUAGAAUCAAUGGCAGAAGCUGGUCCAUUGUGUAAAAAAGCUGAAGACUUGGAGAUGUUGGUCAAAAUUUUUUCAGGGCCACUCCUCAAAGCCCCCAUAAAUACUCAAAUUGACUUGAAAAAAUUGCAUAUCUUCUACCAAGAGAGUUCAGGUGAUUUGAGAGCCAGUCAACUUAGCUUUGCAGCUCACAAUGCUGUAAUUAAAGCAGCUAAACAUUUUGAACAACUCACUGGAUCAGCAACAAAGAUAACAUUACCAGGAUCAGAGUACAGUUUCCGUUUAUGGCGUUAUUGGAUGACUCAAGAAGAUGCUGACUUCACAGCAGAUUUAACCAACAACAAAGGACACACAAGUGCUAUUGCUGAAAUUUGUAAAGCAUUGCAAGGCAAUAGGGAAGUGACUCUAGCAGCUCUGUUGAAAUUAAUAGAUCACGAUUUUUUUCCAAAAGAAAAUGAACAAUGGGCAAAAAGCGUUACUGAAAAUAUGAAAAGUUAUUUGAUUGAAAAACUGGGAGACAACGGUAUAUUAUUGUAUCCUACGUUUAAUUCAGCACAAUAUCAUAAUCAACCAUACUUCAGUCCGUUUAGUUUUGGCUAUUGGGCACUAUUUAAUGUCUUAAAAGUCCCAGUCUGCCAAGUACCAAUGGGUUUGGAUGAAAAAGGAAUGCCAAUCGGCAUUCAGAUGUCGUGA
This is a messenger RNA of Copidosoma floridanum, 1898 nucleotides long. RefSeq names its product fatty-acid amide hydrolase 2. Lineage: Eukaryota; Metazoa; Arthropoda; Insecta; Hymenoptera; Encyrtidae. Gene Ontology annotation, cellular component: endomembrane system. The record is from RefSeq and is a predicted model, not a curated record.